AAACUUUCUAGGCUCCUCCUCUUCAGCAGCUGCAAAGCAUUUAUACACAUGUGCAAAACUCACCGAUACACGACACUCCCCACAGCCGAGGUUCACUUUCCACCAAACAGCUAAAACACAGAGGAACAGCACGGCGAAGCACCAGCGCUGUCGUCCGCGAGCGCCUGAAGAAACGCCAAACUCAGAAAGAGAGCAGCCGUGGAUAUUCCGUCACGCACAAGGAUCCUUCUCGAUCCAUCAACAGUUUUUGAGCUGGAAACUCAACGGAGAAAAUGUCUGCUUCAGUGCUGUCUUCCAUUUACGACUUCGACCUGUUGUACAGGGAGAAAACCCAAAGCUCUAAUGCGAUCCACCUAAACAGCAUGCUGGACAGGAGGACGGUAGUAGGGCUCCCACUAGCCACCUCUAACACAAACAGCAACAGGUCCAACUACUUCAGGAGCAACUCGAUGGGCCACGUGGACUCGAGCAGCGGGAAGGAGAGCCCCACAGCGGCAUGCACCAACAAGGAGAACCGCUUUCGGGACCGCGCCUUCAGCGAGAGUGGCCAGCAGCAGCUCCAGGAGGCACUCAUCCAGCCCAGAGCUGGCUCUCAGAUCAAUUCCACCCGCUACAAGACCGAGCUCUGUAGGCCUUUUGAGGAGAACGGCUCUUGCAAAUAUGGCGAAAAGUGCCAGUUUGCUCAUGGCUAUCAUGAACUGCGGAACCUUUCUCGGCACCCCAAGUACAAGACGGAGCCUUGCCGCACAUUUCACACCAUUGGUUUCUGCCCCUAUGGACCACGCUGCCACUUCAUCCACAACAUGGAUGAACGCCGACCAGUAGGGCCAAUGAGGCUCAAACGGGAGCUCAGUGAGCGGGAGCUGGAGAGGGAUGAGCCAGUUCCGUUUCUGGUGCACAAGGACAACAGGCCCAAACUGCACCACAGCCUGAGCUUCUCGGGCUUCUCUAGCCCACGUGGGGUGGAGAACAUCCCCUCACGCACACCGCCACCCCCUGUCGCCUCAGCCUCAUGCCUCAGUGCCUUCUCGUGCCCCGAGCAGGAUCUCAAGGCUUUUCUUGCCCCCCUCAUUCCACAAGCCCUUGGGGUCUUUAACAAUGCCUCUUCAUACGGCAGCAGCAUCCAGGCCGGUCCAGGCUGCCCGCCGCCCUCGCCACCUUACAGACUGGGCCACGCACCAGCCAUGAGGCCCCUGUCUCAAUCACCCGUCUUUGAUUCUCCCCCAAGCCCCCUGGAGUCACUUUCUGACCCUGAGAGCUUCCUGAGUGGCUCCUGCUGCUCCUCCGGCACCAUCAGUGGCUCUGAGUCGCCAAGUCUGGACUCAAACAGGCGCUUGCCCAUCUUCAGCAGACUGUCGAUCUCAGAUGAUUAAGUUAUUAUUAUUCAUAGCCUAUUAUUAUUACUAAUGUAAGCAUUAUUAUUAUUAUUAUUCCGAAUGGUGUUUGGUUUAGCAGGUCACAUUAAGCUUUCUUUUUUGUUUUAAACCAACAAAUUAACAAGAAGGUGCCUUUAUACAGUCCUAGUCAAGGACUCUUGUGUUGUUUUUUUGUGUGUCAGAUAAAGUAGCCAAGCUAUCUCGGGAAAACUUGUAUUCCAACUUCUGUAACUGCUUCACAGUGCCACCGUGUGGUGCCCUGUGGUGUGAGUGAGUAAGAGCAGUCGCUGUGAUGGGCCCACAAGUUGCUGAUGAAAUGUCGCUGCAGAUUAUUUUUUUUUUUUCUUUUUAAACUAUUAAGUGGUAUCAUUGCGAUUUGCAACAUGCUAUGAAAUCUAUUUAACUUAUUUAUUGUCAUGUGAAAAGUAUAGCCUUUGUGGAUAAAUCAAGUCCAUAUGGUAUUUAUCAAGUCUAAAGCAAUACAGCUAUAUUCCUUUUUAAAUUAUGAUCUCCAUUGUUAAUCUGAAAACACGUGUUUUUUUUGUUUUUUUUUUCUCACAAUAAUGUAUUUUUGUUAUGUUUGGGUAUUGUGCUGUACAUAAGUAAAUUAUAAAUUGUAUGCUAUUUAUUUCAGUUUUGUUUACUACGUGUUAAAGAGUGGGAGCGUCUCAUGAGGCCUCAUUUCUUGAUUUGGGGAGGGGGGAGGUCAGAGGAUCUCUGGGCAUUUGGUUUGUAUAGAAUGUAGAGUCGUUUUAUUGAGUAAUGUAUGAACUAGCCUUUCACAAUUCAAACCAUCACUUAUGUUUUUAAGAAUAGCGACAAUACGGACAACCAAAAAAACCUUAUUUGCACAUAGUUGCACUAUUUCAGUCAAGUGCCAGAGAAUGUAGCAGUCCCUUACUAUCUUGACCUUAACUUUCUAAUGUGUGCCUACAGUGUAAACGAUCUCACAUACUGUAGAUCAACCUAACUAAGAAUUUUGCUUUAGUACAUAUGUCAAGCAAAUUCAACUGAAUGUAGCUUUUGUUUAGUUAGAUCAAGAUACAUUGAUUAGACUAUUUAAAUGCCUUUUUUUUCAGUUAUGCUCAUUAUUUUUUAAUCAUUUUCGAACACACCAUUCCUUAUAAUAAAAUAAAGAAUAGUGUUUGUCUUUUUGACUUCAUGUAAAUCUCUACACUUGCUGGUCGGGAAAGUACUUUGAAACUAUGUUGUGUAAUGUAGUUAGACAAUAACUCUUAAUGAUCGGUUGGACUACUUAGGUUGGAAAUAAAAACCUUUGAAUGUACUGAAAAGUUAGCUUGAGUUAUGAGGGAUUGUGUAUGCAGCCUUUGUGUGAGGCAUAAAUUUGUAUUUUGAAAUAUUUUACAUGGAUAUCUUAAUAAAGAUACAUUUUCAAGGAAAAGAA
Pygocentrus nattereri (red-bellied piranha) is the source of this 2781-nucleotide messenger RNA. RefSeq names its product zinc finger protein 36, C3H type-like 2 (gene zfp36l2). NCBI's taxonomy places the organism in Eukaryota, Metazoa, Chordata, Actinopteri, Characiformes, Serrasalmidae. The coding region runs from base 273 to 1373 and encodes 366 amino acids. The record is from RefSeq and is a predicted model, not a curated record. Gene Ontology annotation, molecular function: metal ion binding; mRNA binding. The transcript has 2 exons.